CCUCCUCAAAGCGAUUAUCCUCCGGGAGGACCGCGUGGAGGAGGGGGUCCUCCGCCUCCUAUCCCACCGAUUGAUCCAGAAUUAGAGCGAAGACCUCCGCCCCCAAGUCAUACCAAUUAUGGCAUAAAGCCUAACAUUUCUGGCGAUUAUGACAGAAGAGCUGAGUUCACAGGUGAAGGCGGACCUGCGGGUGGCGGUGGCGGUGCACCUCUCCCUCCAAGUGAUCGCAAAGAUUACUAUAGAGACACUCUCGAAGACAACUACAAAGCAUCGCCCACAGAUGGAUAUACACCUCCGCCACCAGCUCUGCCUCCGUCCCGCCAUUAUACCCCACCGCCAGCGCCGGCCCCACAACCGCCUCCAAGUUAUUCUAGACCCGCACUGACUGGUGGAGGGGGUCCACCACCACCUCAAAGGCCUCCGGCGCAGAGUUCGGUCGCAAACUUCGCUCCUUAUGGUGUGGACGAAGACGGAGAGCCCUUGACUAAGGAGGAGAUGAAGGAAAGACAAUAUCAGGAGCGUUUGAAAAAUCUGUUCCACGGCGUCAACUCCAUCGACGAUCUCAUCACUAUCAAAGAGCAGUACAACGCGAAGGAGUCCUCUUUGAAGAGUAUUCUGGAGAAGACGGCUGUAAGAGAGGGCGAUAUCCAGAGGAAUAGGAACCGAAACCGAGCCAAUUGUAAGGAUCCGGAACUCCUGGAGAUGAAGAAACUGUCGGAAGACGUGAAACAGAGACUCGAAGAAGUCUGCAAAUUUAAAGUGGAAAUCGACAAAAGGAUUCGCGCCUACAAUAAGGCUAUAAAGGAGGCGAUGGCUAACGACGAGCCAGACGUGAAAGAAGGCAACAGUAAAGUGGGUGAAAGUGUUGAUAAGCCGAGCAAUUAUGAGGCACAGCUCCUCCAGAACUCAUUGAUCACAACUACUGUUGAAGAAGAGGAGAGCGAAGAAGACGAGUUCGAGUACGAGAACUCCACCCGAGAGUACUUCGACGCCGGCUCUCAUUGGUGUAGAGAUUGUGAUAAAAUGGUGCCUAAAAUAGAGCCUUAUUUUGAGCACUUGCACUCUCAGAAGCACUGGGAGUCCGCUACCAAUGAACUAAAGCCGUGGAGGAAAGUGAAGAGACCUAACAUUUCGAAAAUCUGUAAGCCUUCAGACCCGAUGGGCCCCAAGAAGUCAAUUGCUCCGAAGAUGAAGACUCCGUUGAAAGGGGCUCAGUUUCUCAUCCCAUUGAAGGGCUUUUAUUGUCCUCUUUGUAGUCAAUACUUAGCCGAUGAUCUCAUGGCUGAGGAGCAUCUGAAGUCAGCCAAACAUAAUCGGAUUUAU
Messenger RNA from Oppiella nova, 1323 nucleotides. The record is from the annotation of a GenBank genome assembly. Lineage: Eukaryota; Metazoa; Arthropoda; Arachnida; Sarcoptiformes; Oppiidae.